Messenger RNA from Megalops cyprinoides (Indo-Pacific tarpon), 5929 nucleotides. RefSeq names its product serine/threonine-protein kinase LMTK2-like. NCBI's taxonomy places the organism in Eukaryota, Metazoa, Chordata, Actinopteri, Elopiformes, Megalopidae. The transcript is spliced from 14 exons. Gene Ontology annotation, molecular function: ATP binding; protein kinase activity. Bases 115 to 4719 code for a protein of 1534 amino acids. Gene Ontology annotation, biological process: protein phosphorylation. The record is from RefSeq and is a predicted model, not a curated record.
UGACUUGGUAAAUGUGACAAGACUCUUGUUGCCAACAAAGUACAUAGCUAAUAUUGGCUAGUUCUAUGUUUGCUUACGACGAUCUGAAAUAGCUAGCUAGCUAAACAAGAAAGAAUGGAGAACCGUCAUGGAUUUUUCUUGCUCCUGGCGAUUUGGAUUCUGCAAUCGGCAUCGUUGCCGGUCGAAGGUGUUCCGCUCCCAUUCUCAGAUGCAGGAGCGACGCAGGACGAGGUGCACAUCUCUCUUGACCUUCCCACCGUCUUGUCCCUGUCCGUUCUCUUGGCCCUGGUGUUCCUGCUGGUCAACUGCACGACCUGCUGCAAGGAGCGAGAGAUCGACUUCAAGGAGUUUGAGGACAACUUCCAGGAUGAGAUGGAUUUCACGCCCCCGGCGGAGGACACGCCCCCUACACAGUGCCCCUCCGAGGUGUACACCCUGGCUGUGCCCCCCGUGGCCCUGCCAGGACCUCCCCGCCUGCAGCCUCCAGGGGUUGCAGAGGGAUUCACUGCCUCACAGGUGACCAGACAGAGCCUGAGCUACAUCCAGGAAAUUGGCAACGGCUGGUUUGGCAAGGUCCUGCUCAGCGAGAUGUAUGUGGACGCGGACAUGGGGGCAACCAGGGUGGUGGUGAAGGAGCUGAAGGCCAGCGCUGGCGCCAAGGAACAGAACGACUUCCUCCAGCAAGCUGAUGCUUAUCGGGUUCUGCAGCACCCCAACCUCCUGCAGUGCCUGGGUCAGUGUGUGGAGGCUAUUCCUUUCCUGCUGGUAUUCGAGUACUGUGAGCUGGGGGACCUCAGGACCUGUCUCGCACAGCAGGACUGGAUGCUGCGGAAUACAGAGCUGCUGCAGAUUCAGAAGAUGGCCUGCGAGAUCGCCGCCGGCCUCACACACCUCCACAAACACAACUUCCUCCACAGUGACCUGGCUCUGCGAAACUGCUUUCUGACCACGGACCUAACCGUCAAAGUAGGAGAUUAUGGAAUAGGGCCCUGGAGGUACAAGGAGGAUUACAUCACCACAGAGGCGGAGCCAGCAGUGCCUCUGCGCUGGAUGGCCCCUGAGCUGAUUAGUGAGCUGCAUGGGGAUGUGAUCACAGCAGAACAAACCAAGCCUGGCAACGUGUGGGCGCUUGGAGUCACGCUGUGGGAGCUGUUGGAGAAUGCCGCCAGGCCCUACAGUGACUUGUCAGAUCAGGAGGUGCUGGCCCAGGUGAUCAAAGAGCAGCAGGUCAGACUGUCCAAACCUCAGCUGGACCUGCCUUACUCUGACCGAUGGUACGAGGUGCUGCAGUUCUGUUGGCUACCCGCAGACAAGCGGGCAACAGCCGAGGAGGUCCACCGGCUGCUCACCUACCUCCGCAUGCAGGGCCAGCGCCAGGCCGAGGAGGACUUCGAGCAGCGCUGGGAUGCCCUUCGGCCCAACCCCUCUACCCGGCAGACCACCACAGCCCACUCCUCCUUCCCCAUCCUCGAGCGCUUCGGCGAUGACGCCCUGGGACGCGAGGUGGACGAGCUGCUGACUGUGACCGAGACGAGCCGUGGCCUGAGUUUCGAGUAUGUGUGGGAGGCAGCCAAGCAUGACCACUACGACGGCCAUGGUCGCCCGGGCGGCGACACCACGAUCAACUACCACAGCAUGUUCUUCCCCGCGUCACGGUAUGAGCCCAAGCCACUCUUCCCCCAGCCAGCAGGACAGCAGGGAGCUGACAGCGGAGUGCCUGCUGCUAGAGUCCCCGGGAUCCUCCCGGUGUUCGACGCCCACAAAACUGCCACGGGGAGCGAGUAUUACAUCCAGCUGGAGGAGCAGGCAGUGGGAGAGGGUGGAGGCCUCACAGGCCCCUCUGAAGGCCUAAAGGGUCAGCAAGCCCCUAACAACCAGCAGUAUGUGGUCCUGCAGGAUAUCGGCCUUGACGAGUCCAGCACGGACGUGGACUUCUUCCACCGCAGCGUGGACUCCAAGGACUCCUACCCUCCCGAGAGCCAGGUGUGGUCCUCCAGUGACCUUGAGAGCCCUUACCGCACCAACAUCUUCAGUGAUGGGGGUUCCAAACUGGAAGACCCCUGGAGCAGGGGCUUCCUGGAGAUGCCAGAAUUCAAUGGCAGCGUUUUCAAAAAGGCAGAGUCCUCUGAGGAAACCGACAUUCACAGCACUGGCAAGGGCUCGAGCGGGUCUUUUUUAGGGGACAGUACGGGGAUGCUGCCCCCGGAGGACAACGAGGGGGACAGUACGGACUUGAUGCAACUCCUGGACACAGAGAAACUGUCGGACAACUUCCUGUUUCUCAGGGAGAAGAGCCUGAUGAAAGAAGGGAAAAACGUGGAUCUUAGUCAGGACUCUUUGGAAGCUGAUUCAAACUGUGUUCCAGAGGCCAACCUCAGGGUAAUUCCUGAGGAAGUUGCUGAGGUUGAGCCCACAGAUCAGGCAGACCCCCCCACAGCACCCCCCACAGUUCCAGUUUCCCCAAAGGACGAGCUUUUGAACUUUCUGAGUCCUGAUUUGACAGCUUUUCUGCGGCCUUUAACAAAGAAUGAAACACUGGUGCCUUCAAAAACACUGGACACAGCAGAGAGCGGUAGCAAUGGACUUCAGAUCAAAAAUGGCCCCUCCGACAAAGAAGGCGCUCAACUUGGAUCCUCCAAAACUGGGAUCGAUUUCAUGCUCGACUCUACCUCUGAGAGCGCUGAAGUCACUGUCGGUCCAACUAAUAGCCAUCAGUCCCCCCUGCUGUGUGAAAGUGCCAAUAGAGACAUUUCGUGCAAUAAUGCCAAAAACCCUAGCCUUGUAGAGAGUCUUGGAGCUUCACGGGAAGAUGAGCUCCAUGUGGGAAUCAAAGACCCUGCAGAGCAGCAUAGCCUCUUAUCUCCCUCUGCACAUGUGAAUGAGGUUGCUUUGGAAAAUGGCCUUUCAGAAUGGCUUACGAGCAAUGGCUCAGUGAGAGACACUGUUAGAGACGCAGAAAGCAGUGUAAAAGCAGCUCCUUUUGAACCGGGGCAAUCUUCUGAUUGCACCCCGGACAAGCCCCUCGUCGAUCUGCCAAAAGGCGACGUGACUCAGGAUGCCUCUCCGCUGCUGACUCCUGACCCUCUUCUGGACCAGGCAAGCCAGGACAGUCUCCUUGACGACAGCGCCUCGACCUCCUUGUUGAUCGUGGAGCAGUCGGCUGGGACGCCAGAUUCCUUGGACUCCUUGGACAUGCACAGACUGGUGGGUCCAGAGGAGGAGCUCAGCGGCGCCGAUCCUAAGAGGCUGCAGCCGCCUUACAGAACCCCUGACAGCGGCUACGACACCGAGAACCUGGAGUCUCCCGAGUGGAACUCUCAGGCCAUCGUCAACGAAGCCUCUCCGGAGAGUGGCAUGCCGAGUGUCACGGAAGACCCAGAGUCAGUGUUAUUGGUCCCCCCGGAAAUCAUCGUGUCAGAGGCAAAGAGUGUGGUGGAGGCUGUGGAGGGUGGGGCCACCACUGCUGCCACCACCAAUCAGCCAGGUCCUGCUCCACCUGCUGCUGAUGAGCCCCUCACCAGUGCCAACCAGAGCCACCGGGAUUCGGCCUACUUCUCUGACAACGAAUCAGAGCCAGAGAAGAGGUUAGAGGAUACCAGCAGGGUGAGCUCUACCAAUGGCGCCGUCUCUAUUGUGGAGGCUAGCGGGGCUAUCGAAGGUGCAGCUGCUCUGGAUGAGGAAGUGAAGGAGCACACAUGGCUUGUGGAGCCCCACAACGGGGCUCCGGAGGUCCGGCAGGAGCCCGUGUGGCAGCUCUCUGGAGGAAACGUCGUGCCCGAGCUGGUCCUAACCACAGAGGAGGACUGGGACAAGGAAGUGCCUGUGUCCAUCGAUGGCAGCAAGGAGGUGGGAGAGCAGGGGGUGCCCCCAGGCAAGGAGCCCGGUCUGACUGAGCCCUCUGCCGUGGCGGAGGUCAGAGACAGCACGGUUCAUGCGAAGCUCGUCAGGACGCAUGCAGGCCAAGGGAACAAACUGAAAGAGCCGGAUAUGGAGGGGAAGUACCUGGGCAAGCUGGACGGUGCGGCCACGGCGGGGACCGGGCCUGAGGACGGCAUGGAGGCCGACGAGGAGGACGAGAACAGUGACGACUCAGAUGACGAGGCACGCGCCUACCACCUGCACAGCUCCAGCUCUGACAGCGAGGACGAUGCCACGCACUCGGUGCCCGUAGUCGUCAUGGACAAUGACGACGGCCGCAACCUCAAAAGCCUGCUGAAGGCCACCUCCCCACGGACCUCCACACACUCGCCUCUCGAAAAGAAGGCUGUUUGCUUUUUCGAUGAUGUCACCCUGUACCUCUUUGACCAGGAGAUUCCCACCAAGGAGCUGGGGGACCACUCAUCUGGAUCUAACAGCCAGGUGUCUGACCCAAGCACCCCAGCACCUUCCUCCAGCCUCAUGAACAGAUUCACCAACUCUGAGAGCUCCACAGACGAAGAAGGUGGGGCGUUCGAGUGGGACGAUGACUUCUCCUCUCCGGAGGCUUCCUUUGUCUCCAAGACAGCCACUGACCUUGCCGUGCCCAAGCCUAACUCUGUGGCCUCGCGGUACUUCUCGCCACCUCCACCAGGGCGCGCCACAGAGCAGACCUGGACCAGCCCCUCCACCUACUCCCGCUUCUCCAUCUCCCCUGCCAGCAUCGCCAGCUUCUCCCUCACCCACCUCACAGACUCUGAUACCGAGCAGGGAGGCAGCAGUGAAGAUGGUGAGAAGGAAUAGAGCAGACCCUACACCCCGCUGUGGCACCCACCUGCAGAGCCUUGAGAGGACCGACAGACUGGACAGUGAGGUCUGAUGGUCAUCCGUGCUUUUCCCACGGCCAGCUGGAAGGAAGUGGGUGGAUGGGGGGGGCGUGGCUCCAAUGGCGACGGCAGAGAAGAGGACUCGGAGUAGGCGGAGCCAUCUGCUCUGAUAAGCCCCGUGUGGACCCCCUGCCUCCCUGCCCACAGUCCUCACCCUGCCCCCCUCCGCCUCCCCCCUUCAUCAAACGAGAUGGAUCGGGCUGAGCCCAGAGCCCCGAGUCUAGAACUCUCACUGUUGAUUUCAAGCUUGAGUAGCACUCUCAGUCCAUAUGUUCGGAACAAGAGGAAGAUAACCCAGCUGCUUCUCCUUCCUUUUAAACGCUGCCAAUCCAGUUCCAAACGUCAGGCUUUUUUUUUUUUUUUGAUUUUGAAAGCCGCUGCUUUAAGGUUCUCAUAGGCGCUGCGGAGUCGGGGCUUGCGCUGAGCGGUGAGGACAGGUGAGAAGCGGCAGCUUCGUCCGGUCCGUCCUGCACCGCUCGCGUGUACAGGAAAAGUUCUCUCUGUGUUUGGUGGGCCGGAUUUCAACGCUCUGGACCGCAGGUUCGACACCUGUCUGCGGACUGCGAGGUUGUGUCAUGAACUUGGCUUCAGCUUGAUGGCUUGAUGGCUUGGAAAUUUGAGAAACGUCCACAUCUUAUUUACUGUAUUUUCAGUGAAUGUUUUUUUUUUAUUUUUAAUUAUUUUCCUUUUGUAUCCUCAGGGGUUAUGAACAAAGGGGUCAUGACUCGCGCACCAGUUUUGCAAGAGCUGACCAUUUUGGGGAAAGAAAAGUACAGAUUAGUACAGUGUUGCAAAUAAAGGACCAGUUUUUUUUCCCAUAAUUCACAUGUGAUAUUUAAAUUUGUAAUUACAGUCUGGAAGAAAAAGGGCAUUUCUGUUCUUUGAUGAAGUGGUAAAGAAGGAGAGUCAUUGAACUGGGUUUGAUCCUGGCUGCAUCAUCUGGCGACAAUGACUGGGAGCCCACAGCAGCAGAAAAAGAAUUGGCUUGGCUGUGUUGGGGUAGGGGUGGGGAUGCCAGCCAGGGUUCUCUUGUCACACCUCUCCUGGCACACUGGGACACACUUGGGUGCCUGUGAGUUGCUUAGAUGAGGGAGAUGGGCCCGUUUUCACUUUGGCUUUCUGGUGCA